This is a messenger RNA of Penicillium atrosanguineum, 633 nucleotides long. Its product is annotated as FMN-binding negative transcriptional regulator. The transcript has a single exon. The coding region runs from base 1 to 633 and encodes 210 amino acids. Lineage: Eukaryota; Fungi; Ascomycota; Eurotiomycetes; Eurotiales; Aspergillaceae. The record is from RefSeq and is a predicted model, not a curated record.
AUGGAGAAGAGAGCAAUAAAACUCCCUCACCCCCUCGGCAUUCUGCGAGGCCAUAUCGCCCGCGCAAACCCCCAAACAAAAGCCAUUCUCGAAGCCAUCUCCUCCGACCCUUCCACAACAGGAUCCAUCCUGCCUGAAGAAGUCUUAGUCGUCUUCACAAGUCCGACAGAUCACUACAUCACGCCGAACUUCUAUAUUGAAUCAAAGCCCGCUACUGGGAAGGUCGCGCCAACGUGGAAUUACGCCGCUGUUCAAGUCUACGGCCGCGCGACCAUAUAUCAUUCCAGAGACACGUCGACGGGGGAAUAUCUGCAUCGACAAUUAUCGGAUCUGGCUGUUCUGGGUGAAGAGGGUGUUAUGGGGUAUGGGAAUGAAAAUGGAACUGGAAAUGGAAAAGGGGCUAAGAAGACGCCGUGGAAGAUCAAUGAUGCUCCGGUGGAGUAUAUCGAGACUCUGAAGAAGAAUAUUGUUGGGGUGAGGAUUGAGAUUACGCGGAUUGAGGGCCGGUUCAAGGUUAGUCAGGAACGACCGGUUAAGGAUCGUGGUGGGGUUAUUGAGGGACUUCAGGAGAUGGAAACUGAGAGGGCGAGGAAUAUGGCGGAUUAUGUGAAGAGUGGUGUGCUUCCGGAGUGA